UUCGGAAUGGAAAAUCGCAUUUACCUUUGACAAAAGUAUUGAUUACUUUUGCUAUUGAGAAUAGUUACAAAAUUGUAUGUAAACAAAAAAACACAUUGAGAAUAUUGAAAAAUGGACAAGCCGCAGCAAGUGGCGAAUAAAGAAGUGGACUUGGAGUGGAGAUGCUGUUGCAACUGCAAGCGGAAGCUCGAUCCCUAUCAGAUAUUUGAGGAGAACAUCGAGGACAUCGCAAAGAGUCUGGCACAGAUAAUGGUUAUAUGUGGCAUUAAUACGAUCAAGUCCUGCAAUGCCAGAUCGAUUAUAAAGCGAGCGUUUGUCUACCACGAGAAGAUCCGGACACGUUGCUCAACGCUUCCUCCAGAGAAUACGCAUCUGCAUCGGGAUGACAUGUUGCAGGCACUGCGAAUCAAGUGUGAAAUGGAGAGUGUUGAGGCGAUGUUAACGUAUGCGAUUAUUAAGCGAGCCUUUAAGGCCUUUUUCCAUGGCAAACCGGACAGGACGAUCAGCAAUCCCUUUGUGGAUGCCAUGACCAUACAUAAACAGAAGCCAGCUUGGUUGCAUGCCGCAUACAAGACGGCCAGGAUCUUUGAGAACUACAAGACGGCAUUCUUCUGGGCCCACAAGUCCUACGAGAAGCAGAUAAAUCUCGUCUAUCGCGGGCUAUACGAUCGCAUGAGUGCCAGGUCGAAUCCACUAAUGGCACCGAUUUGUUCCUGUCGCAAUUGCUCCAAGAAGGAGGUGCCAGGACAUCCUAAGCCCGGCGAGAAGGUGCACGAGAAGUUCAAGUUGGCAGACUGUGCCGAUCUGCCCAAGGAGUGCAUCCUGUGUGGUCUACAGAUGCCCAAGAUUAUACCGGAAGGAAGGCAUAAGCGACCUCGUCCCGUAAUCAACCAUGAGAUUAAAUUGCCACGUUGCACCACUUGCAACUCGCCGCUGCUCAUCUGUGAGUGCAACAUUGACCAGUUGACCGGUGAGUUGUAUGGCGAGUGCGGUCAGGACUCCUACAAGGUCAAGUGGUAUCGAUUGGAGGAGGAGCCAGAGCAAGCCAAGAAACAAAGCAUGGAACAACCAGAUACAAGUUAUGAGGAUGCACUGGAGCCCUCAAUUGAUUGGGAGAAUCAUCAUUGUCCCAUCGACUGUGUGCCUGACAGCAACAGUGAAUCCUCAAAUGUGUGUCAUUCCGAUCAACUCUCUAGCUCAACUGCGGAUGAAAGUGGUUCCUCCUUUACCACCUGCUCGGAUACCGGCAGUUUGAAUGUUGUCGAAAAGUUGGAGAAGUAUCUCAACAAACUGUGGGCCGAAGAUGUUGCCUCCCAAAGGAAUCCCAAUUCCUAUUUACCCAAAACUGUGUUUCCACCUCAAACGCCAUGCGAGCCUUGUAAUCGAAAGUGAAUACGAACUUUCCUUUCAUUUAUUUUGGCAUCUUGUUAAUUUUGCACUAAAAUAUAUACUAUCUUAAUCGUAGUUUAUUGCACAUA
This is a messenger RNA of Drosophila innubila, 1478 nucleotides long. RefSeq lists its product as uncharacterized. The transcript has a single exon. Lineage: Eukaryota; Metazoa; Arthropoda; Insecta; Diptera; Drosophilidae. The coding region runs from base 112 to 1392 and encodes 426 amino acids. The record is from RefSeq and is a predicted model, not a curated record.